Molecule: messenger RNA, 508 nt
Organism: Astyanax mexicanus (Mexican tetra)
Lineage: Eukaryota; Metazoa; Chordata; Actinopteri; Characiformes; Acestrorhamphidae
Gene: ndufb4
Product: NADH:ubiquinone oxidoreductase subunit B4
Exons: 3
Coding region: 42-425 (127 amino acids)
Cellular component (GO): mitochondrion
Source: RefSeq, a predicted model, not a curated record
AGGUAAAUCAGUCCGGGUCAGCUCGCUGGUCGUCUGCAGACAUGGCGGACUAUAAAGAGGCACCUUUGGCUUCCCGGCCAAAAACGUUGGAUCCAGCGGAGUAUUUCAAUCUUUCUCCGGAAUACCGCAGAGCUGAGGAGGAGCGGGCUGCGAUCAGAGCCCGGCUGAAGCGGCAGUACCAGAUGCAGCUCAACAACCCGCUCAGAAAAGAGCUGAUUGAGGAUCCAGCUCUGACCCGGUGGACGUACGCUCGAGUCCACGUCUUACCCAACUUCAAAGCAACACCAAAGACCUCACUGCUUGGCGGCCUGUUUGGAGUGUUCCCACUGUUCGCCCUGUACUUUUUGUUUAGCUCUGACCGGAACAAGAAGGAGCAGCAGAUAAAGGAUGGAACCUACCAACGCCCUUAUAGACUCUCAUACUGAGCGUUGACAACCUGUAUUGCAGUUUAAAUCUUUGUGUCAAAUAGUACUUGUAAUUAUUAAUAAACAUACCUUUAUUGUUGAAA